AUGGCGUCUUCUACAUCAUUGCGCACUAUCACAAAUCGCUUGACGACCACUCCGGUCAAUGAGCUGCCGUAUGUUGCAGCUUUUCUAGCUUCUGCGCUGAGCGAUUGCAGCGAAUUCAAUGCUCAAUCUGAUGCAAAGAAGAAAACAGACAGCAACGAUGGCUUGCAGGUCAACAAACUCAAAUCCCGCUUGACGAGUCUCCUGCAAGACCGCACCGUUGAAGGCAGGUGGACUGCAGUGGUGUUGAUCAAAGCCUUACUGGAAGCGGGCAGAUGGGAGAUACUUCGCGAUUGUGGGCCUUGGGUUCGAGGACUAUUGGCCAUUUUGCCGAAAUCUGAUCCAUCUUCAACCAAAAAAUUGACCAUCAUCACAUUGACUCGCAUCUUUCAUCUCACAUACCAGUACCCGACGUUAGUGCGAGAAAUAACAACUCCAAACCUACCCGGUUUCAUCACAGCCUCUCUCAACCUCAUAAAUGCGAAGAAGCCUUUCGAGUCGGCUAAGCCUGCGAAGGAGUCUCCGCUCCUGGACACCGUGCUCUCGGCGUUCGCGGAGUUGAUCGCUAGACAUCCAACCAUAUUCCGUCCAUUUGUCGGCCAGCUGCAGAAGUUCUUACUUCCAAUCCUAUCUUCGUCAACGACCAAUGGCUCUUUUUCCUCAAAUAACAUUCAUCUUGCACAGGAAGUUUUUGUUUUACUGCACAACUGCGCUCCUAAGAACACAUCAGGCGAGCAAUGGGCGAAUGACUGCAAGAGUACUGUAAUUUCGAUUCAUCAGGCUGCAGAUCAUGUUUUUCGGAGUGUGUUAGAGCAGUGGGAGUCAUCGGACCCUAACUUCAAGCCAAGAAAGAAGUCGAUGAAUGUCAGUGACUCGCCACAAGAUGACGAACCGGACGCUUUGGGUCUCCCUUCAUGGCAGGGGUUACCAGCGGGCGCCACCAGGAUUGCAGCACUCUUAAACCUGUUGACUAAAUUCAUCUCGAUCCGAACCGCGUCAGCCAUAAACUACCCGCUUGGAGCUAUACUAAAUCUAACAUCUCGAUUGACUUCCAUUACUGUCCCAAAGACAGGUGAAGAGCAAGCCAACUCUGAUUUUACCCGAGAUGAAAGGGCUACUUUGUACAUGGAAUUACCGAGAAUCCAUAUAGCAUGCAUCGAUCUAUUUCGCGCCAUCGUGGACACUUUUGGGUCAGGAUCGACACCAGUGAGCAACACCAUUUUUGAGCAAACCGUUUGGGUAUUCGAAGCAGAAGCCUUCAACAGCAAUAUUCGAGAGUCUUCAUAUCUACUUAUCAGCGAGAUCUUGCCGUUAGUGGGUCGGUCGUUUGCAAAACAGAAUGUCUUUGCAUUGAGCCCCCUAAUCCGGCAAUGUUGUCGUGAUCUCGUGCCAGUCGACACCAGCCGAAAUCAAGAUCAAUCAAAUAGUCAUGGCAAGGGUGGUAAUGCCAAGAACAGUCAGCUCAACAUGAACGUCGAUGCUAUCCUCAAUCCAGCUCUCAAAGAGUCAAACGUCAAUAAGGAAAGCAAUUCUGGAGGACAAAACACAACAGCGAUGGCUCUACUUCCUCUACUAUACAAUUACCUCCCAACCGAAUAUAUCCCCAUUCCAAUCCGGACCGAGAUGGAAAGAGCUGCUAUUCUGACGGCAAACCGUUCGGCUAUGGUUGCUAGUGUCAUGAAUCCCAUUCCUCCAGUUAAAGGACGUCGGCCAAUUCCAAGUAUUCUGCCAUUUUUGGCUAGGAAAUAUGCCGGGGAUCUGGAAGUCCAAUGCUUGAUUCGUCCUCGGAUGCCGGUUCUCGUUGGAGGCACGGGAGAGCUUUACGACGCGGACGACUACGAAGAACAAGAGGAGUCUAUGGAUACUGAUGCUCCGGCAGUUCCUAUUCCAAGCGUUGGAAUUCAACAGUUGUCCUCCAAUUUUUCGAACAACAUUCAGACUACCGCCACCAUAUCAUCGCCAUUCAUAACACAGAACAAGAGAAUACUCCCUGAGGAUUCUGAAAUGACGGGCAAUCCACCGUCAAUUCCAGUGGAACAGCUUCCUCAAGUGAAAAAGGCUCGUUUGGGAGAUGGAGAAGCAACCGUUGUAUCUACUACUUCUGUUGUACCUAUCACUCUUUCAGAAACUUCCCCAUCGCCCUCUAUAAUUCCAUCUGCGGCAACACCGUUGACUUCCUCGAUCACUGAAUCCAAUGCACCAAGCUACCCCUCUGUAUCUGCUCAUGUGCAGAAUUCUGCUGGUGGUGGCGCUGCGGGUAAUGAUGAUGAUGACAGUGACGAUGAGAUGCCAACGUUGAACAUUGAGCCGGAUACCGAUGAAGAGGAUGAUGAUGAAUAA
This is a messenger RNA of Talaromyces amestolkiae, 2337 nucleotides long. RefSeq lists its product as uncharacterized. The transcript is spliced from 2 exons. The record is from RefSeq and is a predicted model, not a curated record. Lineage: Eukaryota; Fungi; Ascomycota; Eurotiomycetes; Eurotiales; Trichocomaceae. Gene Ontology annotation, cellular component: nucleus. Bases 1 to 2337 code for a protein of 778 amino acids. Gene Ontology annotation, biological process: rRNA processing.